This is a messenger RNA of Zonotrichia albicollis (white-throated sparrow), 365 nucleotides long. Lineage: Eukaryota; Metazoa; Chordata; Aves; Passeriformes; Passerellidae. The record is from RefSeq and is a predicted model, not a curated record.
CUCUGGCCGCACUGCAGACUGCGGCGGCGGACAGUGUCACGAUGGCUACACUGGGAGCUGUGUUUGGCUUAAGUACCUGUCUCAGUGCCCAAGUCCGGGAAGAGCCAGAGGAUCCUUUGAACUAUUUCAUAGGCGGCUGUGCAUCAGGAGCUGUCUUGGGAGCGAGAGCUCACAGUUACCUCACUGGCACCACAGCAUGCCUGGGGUUUGGAAUCACUGCAGCUCUCAUGAAGAUCGGUAACAAGGAGGGCUGGAGACUGACAGGACCUCCCAAGCUGUGAAUGUCACCUUUCCCUCUGUGAGCUGGCUUCCAAAUGCUGUAUGUACUUAGGACGUCAUGUAAUAAAGAUUUGGUCCAAUCAGCA